CAUCAAAAUUCAAAACCAACACCAUGGAUAAGACAGCGACAUUGUGUCUCUUGUUCUUGUUCACAUUCCUCACGACCUGUUUGUCUAAAGAUCUCUGUAACCAAAAUGACAAAAACACCCUCCUCAAGAUCAAGAAAUCUCUAAACAACCCUUAUCACCUCGCUUCAUGGGACCCUCAAACCGACUGUUGCUCCUGGUACUGCCUUGAGUGCGGCGACGCCACCGUUAACCACCGUGUUACCGCCUUAACCAUAUUCUCCGGCCAGAUCUCCGGUCAGAUCCCGGCUGAAGUCGGUGACUUGCCGUAUCUUGAGACCCUUGUCUUCCGCAAACUCUCUAACCUCACCGGUACAAUCCAACCCACCAUCGCCAAACUCAAGAACCUCCGAAUGCUCAGGCUCAGCUGGACGAAUCUGACAGGUCCAAUUCCUGACUUUAUAAGUCAGCUCAAGAAUCUCGAGUUCUUAGAACUUUCCUUCAAUGAUCUCUCUGGUUCCAUUCCAAGUUCUCUCUCUACGUUACCUAAAAUCUUGGCUCUUGAACUUAGCAGGAACAAACUUACAGGUUCCAUACCAGAGUCAUUUGGGUCGUUUCCAGGAACAGUCCCUGACCUUCGCCUAUCACAUAACCAGCUCUCCGGUCCAAUACCCAAAUCAUUAGGCAACAUCGACUUUAACCGGAUCGAUUUAUCCCGCAACAAGCUCCAAGGUGAUGCUUCGAUGUUGUUUGGUUCCAACAAAACAACCUGGUCUAUUGACUUAUCAAGAAACAUGUUCCAGUUCGAUAUCUCAAAGGUUGAUAUCCCUAAAACACUUGGUAUCUUGGACUUGAACCACAAUGGGAUCACUGGGAAUAUUCCGGUGCAGUGGACUGAAGCUCCUCUUCAGUUCUUCAAUGUUAGCUACAACAAACUGUGUGGACACAUCCCAACUGGAGGGAAACUUCAGACAUUUGAUUCUUAUUCCUAUUUUCACAACAAGUGUUUGUGUGGUGCUCCUCUUGAAAUUUGCAAGUAAACCAAGCUUAUCUCUAGGAUUACGAAAAAAUAUAUUUGAGUCAAUAAUAUAGACAAAUAUGUAAUGUUAUUCGGAUUGAUUAAUAAAACAUGAACCAAACCUCUCAUUUGAUGUAUUCAUAGCACAUUUUCAAAAUGUUUUAUUUGAUGGAUU
Arabidopsis thaliana (thale cress) is the source of this 1169-nucleotide messenger RNA. It is a transcript of the gene PGIP1, whose product is annotated as polygalacturonase inhibiting protein 1. Lineage: Eukaryota; Viridiplantae; Streptophyta; Magnoliopsida; Brassicales; Brassicaceae. The transcript is spliced from 2 exons. The record is from RefSeq and is marked reviewed. Gene Ontology annotation, cellular component: membrane. Bases 24 to 1016 code for a protein of 330 amino acids.